This is a messenger RNA of Peronospora matthiolae, 1161 nucleotides long. NCBI's taxonomy places the organism in Eukaryota, Oomycota, Peronosporomycetes, Peronosporales, Peronosporaceae. The record is from the annotation of a GenBank genome assembly.
AUGGCAGACCUCCUGGUGACUGGACCCCUCACGCAGCGCGAUCUACAGCGCACGCGCAGAGACAACGCGCAUCUGCGUACAGUCCUUGAGCAACUGAACAUGUCGUUCGUCAGUGUACCUUCUUUUGGAAUUCGAAACAGAUGCGGGAAGCCACGGACUUCAGAUGAUGAAGAAGAGGACGAAGCCGAUGACGUUGACAGCAAUUUCGACCGCGCGCUUGCCCAGCGACAGGCGCGUUUGGACUUGGCGGCUGACUCCAUGGCGAGUCAAGCGACUGGGAUCGAGCUCAAGAGCACAAACGACCGCGUUGCGCAGCUCGAGCGACAGCUUUUGGACGCGGAAGAGAUCAUUUGCCACCUCAAAGCUGAGAAGCUCGCAGUGGUGCGUCUCAUGGAGCGACUUAGCGUGGCAGAUGCUGAUGGAGAUGAACAAGGGGGUUGUGUAGACGGUGAUGCUAAACGGCAGCGUGAAGUGGUGCUGGAACUAGAGACGAGAUUGGCAGAGCUGAAAGAGGAGUAUACCCGUGAGAAGGAGCAACGUAUGGUGGUAAUCAGGGACCAGGAGAUUGAGCUCAAGACACUGCGGGAGCAGUUGGAGCUCGUGUCGAAACAGUACGAGGAGCUACAGCAGAGACAUAUGGACUUACUGGAGCUGGAUGAACAGGUGACGAUGAUGCAGCAACGCGUGACAUCGGAUGACGUGCAUCAAUUAAAUAUUUUUGGAGAAGAGAGUAAUGAAGACAGCAAAGCAAAGGUGACCGAGUUGCACAAGGCUGACAUUCUUGGACGGGCACGAGCUCUAGCUGACGCUGAUGCUGCGAACUCCAAGUGGCGUGAAGAGCUGGUGCGCCACCCGACGCCACACUUUGAAAUGCACUCGCCUGAGGUCGCCUACAUUCUCCAAGCUUGGACGAACAACAUUAAGAAGAUACGGUACUUGCGUCGCUGGCUCAUCCAGGUGGCGAUCACGAAAGGUCCGCUGCCGAAAGACUUUCCAAUGGCUGUAGAGCUACCACGGCUUCCACUCGAGGUACGCGACGGGUUUCUUACACUUGUACUCCCGCUGCUUCGCAAGCAGACCGAACGGGAGAUCGUCGCUCAUUCACGUCGGUACAACGACGGCAUUCAUACAGACCUCCGUUUCCGUGUAAUGCCACGUUAA